Messenger RNA from Poecilia reticulata (guppy), 5038 nucleotides. Its product is annotated as storkhead-box protein 2-like. Gene Ontology annotation, molecular function: RNA polymerase II transcription regulatory region sequence-specific DNA binding. NCBI's taxonomy places the organism in Eukaryota, Metazoa, Chordata, Actinopteri, Cyprinodontiformes, Poeciliidae. Gene Ontology annotation, biological process: regulation of transcription by RNA polymerase II. Gene Ontology annotation, cellular component: cytoplasm; nucleus. The record is from RefSeq and is a predicted model, not a curated record.
AAUGACGUUUGCUUUCGUUGUGUCUGGAUGAGACUCCUGCAUCCAGCUAUGGUGUCGGUCCUGAAGCUGCCCGGUCGCCAGAUGAGGACUUUGCUGCACAGCGACUGUACAUCUGGCUGCUUUGCGCCUCACGACGGGUAAAACAAAGAGGCGUCCCGCACGGCUGGCUGCUGGGGAGGGCAGCUCGCGCAUCUGUUGCCUGGGUGAACUAACAUCACGUUAGCAUUUAGCUAGCUAGUUUGUGACCUAACAAUGAGCCUGUUUUUCAUAUGUGCCAAUGUCAUGUCGUGCUUUCGUUCGAAAGCAGUUCUUCACUGAUCAAACGUCCACGGCYCGACGGGCUGCGCUCAGAGUGGGACCAGAAAUGACUUUUAUGCAACCUUAAAAAGGCAGAUUUUAGGCUAGCACCGUUUUUUWWAAAAUAAUUGUGGGCUAUGCGGUUACUGCAGAGCUUAGCCGCAUUGCCGGCAAAUUUGGAGUUUUUGAUUCCCAGUUUAUCUAAAUGUGUUGGAAAUUAACAAAACCGAUGGCUAUAAGCGAGUCAAUAAUCAGCUAGAAGGCCGWACUGUCAAUGGAAUCUUUCCUGCAGAUUGCUCCCCAUUCUCUGGCUAUUGUACUGGCCAGAGAUGGAGGUGCUGAGGCAUCAGCUGCAGCUGGUGUGUCAGAGAGCGACSAGCUUCCGAGGCACCACACUGGUUAUGAGAUUUUUGCCGAUUUUAAAGCGGAAAACUCUCAGCAGCAUAUAUGGAACCAGCGGAUUACUGAAGCUGUGUCGGAGACCUUCUUCCUGGGAUGGAUAGAUGAACACGUGCUACUGAUCCAGGGAAAAGAGGACCAUCUGGAGGUGCUAAGAGAGGGAUGGAUGCGGAGAUCUCUUAACCCUCCGCGGGGCUUCACCAUCAAAUGCUUGGGUGAUGUCUCUCCCAUCAGUAUGUCCCCUAUCAGCCAGUCGCAGUUCAUCCCACUGGGAGAAGUUUUACUAUUGGCUGUCUCUGCUAUGAACUCUGCCCACAAGACUGUCACUCAAGAGGCUCUAACAGAACACCUGCAGACAUGUUUUCCAGGUGUUCCUACACCAACAGAGGAAGCUCUGCGCCACACACUUGGCUUACUGGUCCGGGAACGUAAAAUUUACCCAACACCCGAUGGAUAUUUCAUUGUAACUCCUCAAACCUACUUCAUCACCCCAAGUCUUAUUCGAACGAGCUCAAAGUGGUAUCAUUUAGAUGAGCGAACYUCUGACAGAUACCAGAAUCAGAAACAACAGCGGCAUCAGCAAACUCAAUGCAUCUCUCCUCUUUCUGGCACCAUAACACCAUCCAAUUCAGGGGGAUUUCUUGAUUGCACACACACAAAGUCCAGCCAAAGCCGCUGUGCAGGAGGUGAUGAUUUUUUUUACAGCAGUGGUUAUCGUGCAGAUGAUCCACCCAGCCACCACACUACACUUCAGCGACGGUCUCCGAAAGAACACAGAGACGCAUACUCAUCACAGUACUCCCCACAAACACCUUCUCAGCAAGCAGCUGGCAACUCGGAAAAGAAUCGUAGUUCCCUGGGAAUUCCGUUUAAGGCAGACACCCUCACCAAGCACAGAGGAGGGCCUAUUGGAGGAGGAGGAUGUGGGGACCUAGACAAACAAACGCUGGGCAGUGCUACAGGUGGGAGAAAGUUUGGKUUGAAGUUGUUUCGUCUGAGUUUUAAGAAGGAUAAGACCAAGCAGUUGGCUACCUUCUCUGCACAGUUUCCCCCUGAGGAGUGGCCACUCCAUGACGAAGAGGAACCCAACCACUUGCCCCGUCACGUAGAAAUGGAACUUAUACGUAGAAUCAACCCUGACCUUACGGUGGAAAAUCUGGCCCGACAUACAGCAGUUAUGAAGAGACUUGAAGAAGAACGCACUCAGAGGAGCAAAGCAUCAUCAGCAAAUCAGAGCUCCAGAAGUAGAAGAAGUGGGGGUAGGCACAGAAAGCAAUCUCAAUCCAAACUCAGUCGCUCACAGAGUAAGACGAGGGCAUUCCGCUUUGAAACAACUGAUGGUACCCAUUUAGAGCUAGUUGACAAAGAUUAUAGAGGUUACUCUUCCUCACUUGCACGAUCACCAAGAGAGCAAGCUCUGGCUGUGGAGCGUCAAAGAGCUCGACAUCACCUUGCACACAGCAUUCCCAACAUCCUCGACUCAUCUCAUCUGCCUGUCACACCAGAAUGGGAUGUAUCUGGGGAGCUGGCCAAGCGCCGCAUGGAAAUGCCUUUCCCUGAGCCAAGCCAUGGUCCAUCAACUCAUUAUUCCAAAGUCCACCGCUCACACUCUCAUACCCAGGAGAGAAAAUCAAGGAACGAACGCAGUAGCAAGGCUAAGGAACGUUCUAGAUCUAUGGACAAUUCUAAAGGGCCGCUAGAUGCUGGCUUGAUUGGACCACCACCUGAUUAUUAUGAUGGCCGCAGUCAUUAUUUUACUGAUGAUUGCACUCUACGAGAUAAUCAAAGCUCAUCUCACUACACUCGAACCACACCACCUUCAUCUAAGAUUGCAGCCGAUUCUGCUGGUUUGGAUGGUGCCAGAAAUUAUGAGAAGAUUAAGAGUAAGGACAGUUUACCAACAUACUCACCCAUACCUCUAUCUGCGUCCAACCCCUCUGAGGAUUAUUUUCAGUGUACUGGUAAUUCUGAAAUUGCUCUUACAACAACAGUUAUAUUAGGAACUCAAGGCAAAAACAGCCACAGUGGAUUAAURGCAAACAUUGCUGACAGGCAGACAGAGAGACAGACUUCCAGCCCUUCAAAUGAGGAUUUGUCAAAUGUUGGACCUAAAGGUGGAAGCCUACCUCCAAUACCUCUGUCUAUCCCUGACCCUGCAACUUCAAAUGGACAACCAUCCCACAGUGCCUCUGUUGGCCAGGAGAAACACAAGGAAAUUUUUAGUAAAGAUACGCUCUUCAAGCCGCCUCCCAACCUCUCGCUGCCUGGCUAUAGCUCCUUGAGGAAACCUACAGUUCUUGCCUCAAUUGCUCUGUCUUCAUCCUGUGAUGCUCUUGAUUCCCACAAAGGAUUUGAUGCUCCUAAACCACUUAUAACAACUUUGUCUGUUCCCAAACAGGGAGUGGAGGCCACAUCYAGUGCUGCAGAGAACUCUUUUGACUACUACAAUGUCUCGGAUGAUGAGGAACUUGAAGAUGAAGGGACUAAAGUUCAAAAGGGAGAGGGAAAACCUAAAGGAGGUGUUUCUGAGGUGGAAGGUUGUGGAAUAGGGACCAUGCAGUGGCUGUUGGAGAGAGAGAAGGCAAGGGAUUUACAAAUGAGAUUUGAAAGAACCCUUACUUUCUCUGGUGUUCAAGGAAACCAUUCAGAGCCCCGCCAGAGCCAGCAUUCAGUCCACUCUGCUAGACUUGACAGUAURGACUCCAGCUCUGUCACAGUUGACAGUGGAUUCAAUUCACCACGAACAAGGGAGAGCUUGGCAUCAAACACCUCUUCAAUAGUUGAAAGUAACAGACGUCAAAACUUAGCCCUGAGUCCUGGACACCUCGGCACCACUACUGGCAGCGGUCCUCCUUUUUCCUUCCGUGCUAUUUCAGAAUCUGCCACCACCCAACAGGAGAAACUACAGAAGCCCACUACCUGCCUUGCGUCAAUCACCAGCGUCUAGUACCAGAACUAAGGGCUGAGUGAAGCACAAAGUCAGUGAAAACGGACAGAAAAUCCUAGAACCGACUGCUACACCAUGAAACUGACAGACUGAACUAGGGAAGCUGUGAUGGGUCAACCRUGGGAAAAAGAAUCUAGAACAGUUCAGUUCUGUUUCUGUCUUGCAGAUAUCAAAAUGUGCACUCAUCAACAAAGACAUGCACAAAUGAACUGUAACCCACUCGUUAAAUUCAGUCUUUUACACACCAGUGCUCUAGCAUUUUUUAAAUCAUAUAUAUUUUGKUUGAGGCAUGUGUGUGUCGAUGAUAUGUAUUAUCUGUAAUCUCAGGUUUGUUGUUUGGUUUUUUUCAGUCUCAUUUCUGUUUUUCCUGGUCUGUAUCUCCUGCUGGUGCUACACAGGUGAGAGCUGUAGCUCUGCUGAGGACUGUUACUGAUGCUUUUUCAGCUCUGGUGUCAUAUUAGCCACUUGCAGACACCCUUUAAGGCAAGACAGCAAGAAAAAAAAGAUUUUUCACACAUUGGUAUAUUUUGUGGUAAUUUAUCAUUCAUAAAUCUAAUUUCCAGAUUUUCUGUAAAACUAAUAAUUUGUUGAUCUUACACUUUUUCAGAUAAAUGUGACAAGUCUUCUAGGUUUGAAAGUAUUAGAAAGCAAUUUUUACAGCUUUCUAAAAUGUGACAAAUUUGUGGUUUUAUUGCCUUUGAAACUAUUUUUUUGGUAAAGAGAAUGUUGAAGACAAUUUUUACUUCUGCCAAUUUGGUGCUUCUUAAACAAACUUCUUUAGAAAAAAGCUUAUAAAUUUGAUGUCUAAAACCCAACGAUUUAGAAAAUGUUUGGAAUUAGGUGCAUUAUUGUCAUAAAUAAGUAAUCGUAAAGGAAUUUUCUUUUCCCCCAGCACUGUCUGAUCUAUUUAGGAAGUGUACUAGAUAACUAUCUAGUAACAGAACCUGUAACACAUUUAUUACAACAAUAUUCAGGAAGGAGGCGGAGCCAGACGGUUAAAAGUAAGCCUUAGUAAUUAGUUCUAUUUUAUUUCAACUGUGAAUUGAAAAAUGGAUGUUAUACAUUGAUGACCGCCUGUGUGUUGUAAGUAAUGCACUACUUUAAGAAAAUGAGACAUUAAAUUAAUAAGGCAUUUCAAUUUAUUUAUAUAGUGCCUAUUUACUCAAAUAUUCUCUGAAGGCACUCUUUAAAAAGAAGACAUAUCAAACAUUUUAUAUGCAUAAAAUGUACAGUUUCAUACUAGCUAAUAACUCAUCCAGUUAAGUUCAAUUUCUAAUCAAAAUUGGUGGAAAAUAAGCUUUGUAAGGAAACCAAGUUGGUUGCUUGAAAUCACUGACUUUGAAACACUCAUCUCUCUUGAAUAAACAGGUAGUGAUGGUUUGGGUUGCAAACAAC